Molecule: messenger RNA, 1973 nt
Organism: Biomphalaria glabrata
Lineage: Eukaryota; Metazoa; Mollusca; Gastropoda; Planorbidae
Product: cytochrome b5-like
Exons: 6
Coding region: 138-539 (133 amino acids)
Cellular component (GO): intracellular membrane-bounded organelle; membrane
Molecular function (GO): heme binding
Source: RefSeq, a predicted model, not a curated record
AGCAGUUGACAGUCUAGUCUACAUUUUUACGGUGUUGUAACUUGUACAAUCAUCCGAUCUUAAAACUUUGGACUCGUUAUUUUUUGCAAAUUGUGAAAUUUAUUCACGCGAAGUGGUUUAGAUCUAGAGUUAGUGCAAUGGCUGCCGACAAAAAAGUGUUUAGAUUAUCAGAAGUAAAGUCUCACAAUGACGCUAAAUCGACAUAUUUGAUAAUUCACAACAAAGUUUAUGAUGUAACCAAAUUCCUUGAAGAGCAUCCAGGUGGAGAGGAAGUAUUAUUGGAGCAAGCAGGUGGAGAUGCAACAGAAGCUUUUGAAGAUGUUGGUCACUCAACAGAUGCCAGAACACUAAUGAAUGAUUAUCUAGUUGGUGACUUACAUCCUGAUGACAGAUCUAAGAAAACAUAUGCUACAAAUACCGGUCCAACAGCUACAGAUUCACCAUCAUCAGGAUCAUCUUGGACUGGAUGGCUCUUACCUGUUGGAGUUGCUUUAGCAGCUGCAUUUGCUUAUCGUUACAUUGUUUCUUCGUCAGCUUGAGACUGACUUGACAAUAGCCUUGUUACCAUGUCACCAUGAUGUACACACAUUUUAAUGUCCACUUUUCCACAGAAUAUAAUAAUUAUCAUUUUAUUAAUUGAUUUUUUUAUUCCUUCUUUUUAAAUCUUUUAUUGUCAAAAUGGAUUGUUAGGUCUGGUAAAUUGUAUUCAGAAUUUUAGUUUGUUGUUAUUGUUAUUAUUUUUUUUUCUUUUUUUUUUAAUCAGUAAAUUUCAUUGUAUUUUUAACAAAUAAUUUAUGAAUUGUUGAACUGUAUACAUAUUUUGUUAUUUGUGAUCCAGGUUUCUAUCUAGAGAAAUAAGUCUUUUAGUUUAUGUUGGCUCAGCUUCAUUAGAGAUUUUUUUUUUUUACAUUUUCAGGAAGCUAAUUUAGUUGUACAAGACAUAAUAGAGACCAAACAAUAUUUAAAAAAAGGAGGGGGGGGGGGAAUUGAAAAUGUAAUGAAGUGAAAUGAAUUGUAUCAACUAAGUUCCAUUGUUGGCUUUGUGACUCUGGCAUGACUUGCAAUAAUUAGUCAUUAAUCUAGCUAUCCAUAAUAUUGUGCCACUAAUUGUUGAUGCAUAUGAGAGGAAGGGUGGCAUAAUUGCUUUGUGAUUGAAUAGCUGCAGUGCAUAUACAAAACUGGGUGGACAGAUGUCUUUCAUGGUUGGAGACAUUGUGCUUAUAAUGCUGACUUGACCAGUCAAAAGUUACUCUCUCCCUAUGUUAGGGUUCGUCAACAUUACCUUUCACUUUCAUAGUACACAGCUUGAGCCGGAUUUCAUUAUUAAAGUUCUGUUGAUAAUAUGUACCUUGGCAUUCUAUUGAUCAUCAAGUAGAUUUGUCACAUAAAAUAUUCAUUUAGGUUGAAUGACUCCAGUUGUAUGAAUGCUUCUUUCAGUUUUGUUAUUCUUAGAAACAUAAAAAAAAAAUGAAACUUAUGAAUGUAAUUUUUAGCCAAGUUAUUUCACAAUGCAAUAACAAAAUUUAAGAAGGCUGGAUGAGUUUUGGCAUCAGUUUUUUCAAGAAAUGUUAACUUUUGAUGUUUUUCAUAACCUAUACAGUAGCUAUAUUGUCCAGUAGUAAAUUAGUAAACUAGAUAUACAAGCCAGUAUAUAAUGGCUAGCCAAAAAUCAUGGGCUAAAUCGCGAAACAAAUACCAUUCAUUCAUACAUUUAAUGCGCUAAUUGUAAUGUACAAAAUAUUAUGAGUUGUAAACCAAAUGUAUCUUAUGGUACAGGAUGCAAAAAGUAUAUGAUAAAGAUUUUAAAAAAAUUAAUAAACACCUGUUUAAAUAUUUCAAUACUGUAUUGUCUUAGAGAAAAGUUGAACUGCCAAUUUUGCAUUUUUGUUUGUAUUCUGUAGUUUUUACUCCCCAAAAGGCUACUUUCACCAACCUAAAUUAUUUCCAUCAUAAAUAAAGCUAUUGUCUCAUAA